AUGAUCUACGCCGCCGCCGCCGUGUCCGACUUCUACGUUCACUUCAAGGACAUCCGCGAGCACAAAAUCCAGAGUCAAGAGGGGGAUAUACACCUUCGCCUGCACUCUGUUCCUAAGGUCAUAUACAUGGUCAAGCACAUCUGGUGUCCAUCGGCGUUCUUGGUCACGUUUAAGCUCGAGACGGACCCUGAGCUGCUUGAGACCAAGGCGCUUACCCACCUAGGUGAUCGGUACCACUCUCAGGCCGUGGUGGCUAACCGCCUGGAAGAACGUGCGCGCAGAGUUUCCCUUUUCCUAAAUAUGCCAAGCAUAGACAGUCAGCCCCGCGUGGUAAAGCGGAUUUUUCAAGUGCCAUCAGAGAAUUCGGACGGGUUGAACGAGCAGAACUUGGAAACAGAGCUGAUAGCGUGUCUCUGCGAAUUCCAUAAUAAAUUUAUCUCGAACGCCCAGUCUCUCUCGUAA
This is a messenger RNA of Schistocerca gregaria, 462 nucleotides long. RefSeq lists its product as uncharacterized. Lineage: Eukaryota; Metazoa; Arthropoda; Insecta; Orthoptera; Acrididae. Bases 1 to 462 code for a protein of 153 amino acids. The record is from RefSeq and is a predicted model, not a curated record. The transcript has a single exon.